Molecule: messenger RNA, 1887 nt
Organism: Ailuropoda melanoleuca (giant panda)
Lineage: Eukaryota; Metazoa; Chordata; Mammalia; Carnivora; Ursidae
Gene: WTIP
Product: WT1 interacting protein
Exons: 6
Coding region: 285-794 (169 amino acids)
Biological process (GO): negative regulation of hippo signaling; response to hypoxia; cytoskeleton organization
Cellular component (GO): P-body; adherens junction; nucleus
Molecular function (GO): transcription corepressor activity
Source: RefSeq, a predicted model, not a curated record
GCAGUUUAUAUUGCAGAACACUCCUUCAUAUAUUUGCUUUGACAGCCUCUUAAAACAAUCUGUCAAUGUGUUCUGUUUAAUUUUUAAAAAAUAUUUGUUAGAACAGUAAUAAUCUGAUAUUAAGAGGAAAUGUUAAAAUUUGCCCAUAAUCUGCUUUUCAUCUGUUGGAGGAGAGUCCUGAGAAAUGGAAGCAGGGGUCCCAUCCCCGGGUUCCAGCGGCCCAAGGACCCCCUUCUCGAUCCCCAUCCUUGCAGGCAGACGACUUCGUGGGAAGGCGUUCUACAAUGUGGGUGAGAAAGUCUACUGCCAGGAGGACUUCCUGUACUCCGGGUUCCAGCAAACAGCUGACAAGUGUAGCGUGUGCGGACACCUCAUCAUGGAGAUGUGCCUCCCACCCCCAGAUCCUGCAGGCCCUUGGAAAGUCCUACCACCCAGGCUGUUUCCGGUGCUCAGUGUGCAACGAGUGCCUGGACGGGGUGCCCUUCACUGUGGAUGUGGAGAACAACAUCUACUGUGUCAGAGACUAUCACACGGUUUUUGCGCCAAAAUGUGCCUCCUGUGCCCGUCCUAUCCUCCCUGCACAGGGCUGUGAGACCACCAUCCGUGUGGUGUCCAUGGACAGAGACUACCACGUGGAGUGUUACCACUGUGAGGACUGCGGGCUGCAGCUGAGCGGGGAGGACGGACGCCGCUGCUACCCCCUGGAGGGCCACCUGCUGUGCCGCCGCUGCCACCUGCGGCGCCUCAGGCCCGGCCCCCUUCCCUCACCUGCUGUGCACGUUACCGAGCUCUGAGCGGGGAAGGGGCGCCCCAGUGGGGCCGCGCGUGCGUGCGUGUGUGCGCGUGCGUGUGUGAGAGAGCGCGCCCGGGCGGGACGGGUGACCAGGUCAGUGUCGGAGCUCCGUGUCCCGGGACGCAGCUGCCGUGCUUCCGCACCGCCCCCUCCCCCAGUGCCACCGAGCUGCUGUCCGAGGGGCCGGCCCCGCGGCGGAGCUGCUUCUAUUUAUUCACCGUCUGUGCCUCCUCCGGCCGCCUCCUUCCUUCCGGGCCCUGCCCGGACCCCGUCCCUCCCACCCCCAUGCCGGCUUUCCGUUCCCGCGCCCCUGCGCCCCGCGGCCUCGGGCCGGCUCCCAGAUCGCGUGCAGGGGCGCGGGGUGCAGGGCUACCUUCCCCCUUCCUCCCACUGGCCCCCAGUUUCCCGAUUCAGAAGGGGCCGCGUCUCAGGCUGCUUCUGGGGGGCAGGGGUGGUCUAGCAGGCGGGGGUUGGCAGAGGGCGCGCGGGUUUGCGUGUCUCAUAAGAGCCUUUGGUGGGUGGGAAGGGUGUCGUGUGCGGGUGGGGUCACAGGAGGGGGUGAAGAAUGACACCCUUGGGAAGUGGGGGGCCUGCAAGGGAGCCCUGCCUCUGGCUACAGUGAGAUUGGGUCCCCGGUAUUGUGAUGGGUGUUUUCAGCCACCGUCCCGCCCGGGUCUCCUCAUCCCUGGCUCCUGGCUUGGGUACCGCCCCUCCUUCGGCCCCCUCCGCUCUCCAUCCUUCAGCCUUGAGAAAAGAACCUCGCGCAAAUUCUAGCCACAGGGCUCUCGAUCAAGAGAAACCACAAGGGGGCGCCCUGUCCGUGUGGCAGGGCGAACACCUGUUGCAGGAAAGCUCUGUGUAUCAGGCUCCACGACAAAACCGUAUGAUUUGACUUAAAUUAAGUUUUUCCUUUGAGAAUAUUUUCAUUUUCUUUAAGAGAAUAUAGUUUUCCUCUAAAAACUUGGCCCACGGUUGUUAUUUCUUAGAAAAAUUACGAGAAACUCACAAAUGUCCUCUUUGGAGAUCAUGUGGCUAGUUUUCAGGUGGUAAAAAUGUUGUAUUUUAACUAUUUUUGUAUAAAUUCCUCUAAAACC